Nelumbo nucifera (sacred lotus) is the source of this 1284-nucleotide messenger RNA. RefSeq names its product cation/H(+) antiporter 2-like. Gene Ontology annotation, cellular component: endomembrane system; membrane. Gene Ontology annotation, biological process: proton transmembrane transport; regulation of pH. Gene Ontology annotation, molecular function: antiporter activity. The record is from RefSeq and is a predicted model, not a curated record. Lineage: Eukaryota; Viridiplantae; Streptophyta; Magnoliopsida; Proteales; Nelumbonaceae.
AGUAACGGUGGUGUUGAACACGGUGGUGGUGGGUCCAUUUGUGAGUUACGUGGUGGGAAAAGAAAGAAAAGUGAUGGCUUAUAGGCACAUGGGACUUGAGCGACAAAACCCAGACAGUGAGCUCCGCAUGCUAGCAUGUGUGCAUGGGCCACGCCACGUACCCACGCUACUAGGGAUCACUGCGUGGUUGAGUGGGUCAUGUAAGGCCCCGGUUACACCUUACUUGAUGCACCUUGUGGAGAUUACCGGGAAGGAACGAUCCAAUCUGUUGUAUCACCAAAAGGAAGAUGACUUGAGUGAUGAUGAAUGCUUUGGUGGGAAUGAUGGAAUGGAGAUCAACCAAAUGGUCGAUAUGUUCACAAGCGAGACGGGUGUACACAUGAACCAGAUCACGGCCGCAUCGACCCUAUCCACGGUUUAUGAGGAUGUUUGCAAUGGUGCGGAGGAUCUCACAAUAUCCAUCAUAUUGAUCCCCUUCCACAAGUACAUGCGCAUCGAUGGGAAGAUGGAGUGUGCGAAGGAGGGGAUCAGAACCAUCAAUCAGAAGGUACUUCGUCACGCUCCUUGCACCGUUGGCAUCCUCAUUGAUAAGGGGUUUGGUGCGUUUGGACCGACAUUACAAGCAAUGGGCAGCUUUGAUGCACAACAGCAGCCAUGCCAGAUGAUUGCGGUUUUGUUCUUCGGUGGGGUUGAUGAUCGCGAGGCCUUGGCCUUUGCUAGUCGACUUGUCAUGCAUCCUGAUGUUAAGUUAACGCUCGUUAGGUUCUUGUCCACAUCCACCAAUGAGUACAUUAAUGGUAUGGAGAUGGCAAUAACCAAAGAUGAGGAAGUUUUGAUGACCAUCCAAAGUCAUCAGAGUGAGAACGAUGCAGACCAAGAGUUUUUGGCUUCUUUCUAUAACAGGUAUGUGGCAACGGGGAAGGUGAAUUACACAGAGAUGACAGUGGCGAACGGAGCAGAUACAGUGGCGGUACUCCGCGAGAUGAAGGACAAGUACUCUAUGUUUAUAGUUGGGAAAGGUGGGAGAGGACUUUCCCCUCUAACAGUGGGGAUGAAUGAUUGGGAAGAGUGCCCUGAGAUAGGGGCCGUUGGAGACCUUCUGGCCUCUUCGGAUUUUGGUGCCACCAGCUCAGUUUUGGUUGUCCAGCAGCAUAGACGGACUAAGAAAGAACGCUUUGAGGACGAGUUCAUGGUGAUGUAGUUGCAAAGGAAUGGAGUUAGGUAUACAAUCUUGAUUAGAUUUUGUACUCAUCUACCUUGUAACAACUAAAUAGAGUUUAAUAA